Molecule: messenger RNA, 1728 nt
Organism: Umbelopsis ramanniana AG
Lineage: Eukaryota; Fungi; Mucoromycota; Umbelopsidomycetes; Umbelopsidales; Umbelopsidaceae
Exons: 9
Coding region: 1-1728 (575 amino acids)
Biological process (GO): transmembrane transport
Molecular function (GO): transmembrane transporter activity
Source: RefSeq, a predicted model, not a curated record
AUGCAUUUACAAAUCAAUACCUCCAACUCAACCGAACAUAUGGUGCUGUCCUCAACGGAAAAUAGUACAAAUAAUUCAACUACAUGCUCACCCAAUGUGUCAAGGAAAAAUAGUUUGGCCACCAUAAGUUGCAAUUCUCCCGACAAGGCAUAUAUCAAGCCAGAGUUUGGGCAAUAUCUUUCGGUGAAGGACAUGAUGGUCGACAAAGGAGGAACCACUGAUAGCGAUGAAGAUACUCUGGCAGACGAGUCCGCAAUGCCAAAUGUGGAGAAAAAUGAAGAAACAGAACCUUACUGCAUAUUCUCCAAGCGAAAGAAGUGGGCUAUCGUCAUGAUGGCAGCUGUAGCCACCUUUAUUUCUCCACUUACAGCAAAUAUAUUUUUGCCCGCCAUGAAUUCCAUGCAAGAAUCACUUAAUGUGUCGAUUACGGAAAUAAAACUCGGUGUCACAGUCUACAUGAUUUUUCAGGCCAUCUCCCCUUCGUUUUGGGGUGCACUCUCUGAUGUCUGGGGACGUCGUCCGGUUUAUCUUAGUACUAUGCUUGUCUACAUAGGUGCGUGUGUAGGAUUGGCCAUGACGCAAUCAUACCCGGUACUACUGGUUUGGCGUAUGAUUCAAGCUUUUGGUUCAAGUUCCGUUGUCGCCAUAGGUGCAGGUACCAUAGCCGAUAUCUGUACUCCAUAUGAGCGUGGAGGUUACAUGGGUUAUUAUUCCCUUGGCACUACUAGUGGGCCUGUAUUAGGUCCUGUCAUCGGUGGCAUUAUCUCACAGGCUCUGGGCUGGCGUUGGAUCUUCUGGGUUUUAGCAAUGUUAGGAGGUGCCUUAGUUACCGUCCUUUUUUUGUUCCUCAACGAAACCCUUCGUUCUCUAGUUGGAAAUGGCAGCGGAUAUGCCAAUCCUACACCUUUCCAAUGGUUGAAGCGCAGAAGGGACGGAAGAAGAAGUGGUCCACAAGAACAUGCUCAAGUCCGACUUCCUGAAGCAAAGCGAAAAUCCCUCAAUCCUUUCCAAAGUCUAUUGUAUUUGCGCGAAAAAGACGUAGCAAUUCUUGUCUUGUAUUACGCUUUCCAGUACGGCGGAAUGUACUGUUUUACAACUAGCGUGCCAGUUAUUUUCUCGAAAAUUUACGGACUCAACGACAUGCAAAUCGGAUUGACUUAUCUUGCUAACGGAUUUGGAUGCGUUUUUGGCUCUGUUGUGCAGGGAAAACUUUUGGAUCGUAAUUUCCGAACAAUCGCCAUCAAGCAUGGCAUGGAUCCUGCUAAACUUAAGGGUGGGAACCUAACACCAGAAUUUCCUCUGGAGUACGCAAGGUUACGGCUUGCCUGGAUUCACGCUUUGGUAUUUAAUAUUAUUUUAGUGUUAUAUGGCUGGUGCCUGUAUAUCAAGGCUCAUCUGGCAAUUGUUCUUGUUUUACACUUUAUUCUUGGAGUAACUGGUGUCGCCAAUACCAACUCUAUACAAACCCUGAUGGUUGACAUGUUUCCUGGUCGUUCUGCUUCCAUCAUGGCUAGUAACAAUUUGGUCCGCUGUCUCUUUGGAGCUGGUGCCACAGUGCUGAUCGAUCCGGCACUAGAGACUCUUGGUGUUGGUUGGGGAUUUACUGUUGUAUCUUUGGCACUGCUGCCUAGUCGUCUUCUGGUCUUGCCCUUGCUGAAGUGGGGUCCAACUUGGCGACAGCAGCGAAUAGAAAAAUGGCAGGCAGAAGCUGCCACAAAUGGCAAUUGA